AUCGCUUCACUCUCUCUAGCACUUCAACCCGUCCCAUCAACUGUGUGGAGCUAUCCCAAGCAGCACACAAGAUGACAAUCAACACCUUGGCUAGAGAAGGCUGGCACCGGGAACAAAUGGCAUGUUUUCGAAAGAUGGAGAAAGUGAUUGUGGCCAUGCAGGACCCGGACAUGGGCGUGAAGAUGAGAAACCAGAGGCUCCUUAUAACAGUCAUCCCACACGCCAUGACAGGCCAUGACGUCAUCGAGUGGCUCAUCCACAACUACAACAUAUGUGAGGAAGAGGCUUUGCACCUUGGAGGCAUGCUCGUGAGGUUCGGCUAUAUUUACCCUCUCAAGGAACCCCGAUCUCUCGUGCUGCGUCCCGAUGAAUCACCAUACCGCUUCCAGACUCCUUAUUUCUGGACCAGUACUCGAUGGCCUGCCACUGAGCUGGACUAUGCAAUCUACUUGGCUAAAAAGAACAUAAGAAAACAAGGAGAGUUGAUGGAAUACGAAAAGGAGCGCUACAGUCUGUUGCACAAGAGGAUUAACCACACCUGGGACUUUGUGGUCAUGCAAGCUAGAGAGCAACUCAGAGCUUCCAAACAAAGGCGGAAGGCUGACCGUAUUGUUCUGGCGUGUCAGGAGCAGGCUUACUGGCUCAUUAACAGACCACCACCCAGGGUGCAUAAUGUGCUCGACAUGGGUCUGGAUAAGCCAAGUAACUCCAAUUUACGAGUCGUACUGAAUAGUGAUUUCUACAAAAGAGAGAUUGCAACUUGUAAAAGGGCUCUGGGAAGAAACCGUGUCAAGUCAUCCAUUUGCCUGGAAAGUUUUUUUAAAUUCAGCGAGCAGUACCAGAACCACGAUCCCAUUAUGCAGGGUUGUCUUCCCAGCAAUCCCUGGAUCUCUGAUGACAUUGCACUUUGGACCAUGAAUUCAGAUAUAGUGUCCAUCCCCACACGCCUCCGAGUGGAACGUUGGAGCUUCAGCUUCAUGGCACUUCUUAUUGACACCAUGGGGAGACGGGAAUUCAUGACUUACCUGGAGAAAGAAUUUAGUGCGGAGAAUUUGUGUUUCUGGGAGGCCUGUGAAGACAUAAGACAUGGAGAAAGUUCCAAGAUCGUGGAGAAGGUGGAAGAAAUAUACAAAAACUUCUUGGCACCCGGAGCUGCACGCUGGGUGAACAUUGACAGUAAAACCAUGACUACAACGUUAGAGGGCAUCCAACGCCCUCAUCGCUUUGUCAUGGAUGACGCGCAAUUGCACAUCUACUUCCUCAUGAAGAAGGACUCCUAUCCCAGAUAUCUUAAAUCUGACCUUUACAAGAACAUGCUGGCCAGGGCUAUUAUUCCACAAGAGACAAAGAAAAGCGUGUUCCCCUUUAUGAGGCGACAACGACACUCAAGCCCCUCCCCUGCCAAGGUCGCCACUCAGGAAGGGCUUGCCAAAGGGACUGGACAGGCAGGUACCAGCUCUGCAGCUGUAUGAUGCCAGGCUAAAACACAAAAACAUAACAUAACAGGUCCACCAUGGUGUCAUUCGUGUCUCUGUGGUCAACAUCUUUUUUUUUUUUUCAUUUCGAACUGCUGAUUCCAAUUUCCUCUUACCUUGGGGGGACAAAUGAGCCUGCCAUUCACUUUCCAUCCUCAGUUGUGGUAGGAUUUUGUCUGCGAGUCCUGCAUCUUGUUGCACAGUACAAAAAUAGCUAAACAAAAAGAGAAUGAGUGCACAGUUGUUGACGUGUGGUGGGUGAAAUAAUAACUCCCGCAGAGUAUUUAUAGUGAAUCAAUCAUGUCUUGCAGCAAUAAAAUGUUUAUUUUGUUCUGAAUAUUAACUGUCAGUUUUCACCUAUUUUUAAGCAACAUUAUAUGUUGCUAAUUAGUUUGUAUCGUGUAUGUUUGUUUAAAUCUUUCUUUGCUUGAGCGUGUUAACGCCCCAAUAAAACAUU
Molecule: messenger RNA, 1932 nt
Organism: Syngnathus typhle (broad-nosed pipefish)
Lineage: Eukaryota; Metazoa; Chordata; Actinopteri; Syngnathiformes; Syngnathidae
Gene: rgs11
Product: regulator of G protein signaling 11
Exons: 17
Coding region: 72-1472 (466 amino acids)
Biological process (GO): regulation of G protein-coupled receptor signaling pathway; G protein-coupled receptor signaling pathway; intracellular signal transduction
Source: RefSeq, a predicted model, not a curated record